AUGUAGACUCUCCCAAGACUUUUGUUUGUCUUGGUGCUUCUUGCUACAGCGAAAGACUGCGAAUCUUCUGAGGUUUGUGUGACUCCUGGGAAGUCCAUGAGUUUGGGGAAGGAUUCCUGUGCAAUGGAACACCCUCAGUUGGUGCCAAUGGAAAAUGCCACCAAUGGAGUCCAAUGUCCUGCCUGCUACUCUACCAAGGGAAGUUGUGUUCCUGAGAUGAUCAAUUGUACAGGAGACGAGACUUAUUGCUUUGAGAUGAUCUCAUCAUCAUGUGUUGGUGAAAAAGCCAUCAAAGCCAUCAUGAAGGGGUGCACCACCAGGCAUGUUUGCUUGGUAGUCAAAGAAAAUGAAACAUAA
Euleptes europaea (tarantolino) is the source of this 357-nucleotide messenger RNA. RefSeq names its product protein RoBo-1-like. The transcript is spliced from 3 exons. The record is from RefSeq and is a predicted model, not a curated record. NCBI's taxonomy places the organism in Eukaryota, Metazoa, Chordata, Lepidosauria, Squamata, Sphaerodactylidae.